GUUGUAUAAAUUGUCGUGUGUGAAACGUUAGAAAAUAGAAUAGAAUGAGUAAAAGUAAAGCACUGCGCAAUAAAAUAAGAGAGCUGGCCGAUGCCAACAAAAUAGAUCCUAGGGAUGAGCAGGAGCUAAAUCAGCUACAGGAGGCAGUAGAGGGGAUUUACAAGACAUUUGAGAUUUUGCAGGCCGAAAAUGCUCACUUGAAGCGAAAAGUUAAUGAUUUACAAGGAAAGGCGAUGGAAGCUGAAUACUUGUCACAUGACCUCUCAGCAAACCUAAACCACCAAAACGCCAUGAUUGAUAACAUGGAAAACGAUAUGGAGGAUAUGCAGAAGUACUAUGAAAGAGAAGUCGAGCAAUCAAAGUUUAAUGAGGAAGUCCUUAAGUGUCGCUGUGAUCAGUUGAAAGAGGAGCUAAUGAAUUCAAAAUGUGCGGCUCAGAGUGCAGAGUGUCUGCAAAUAGAAGUCGAUGUCCUGAGGAAUGAGUUACGCAAGCGAGACGUUGCUUUGAAUGCCUAUGAUUGCCAAUACCAACAGUUGAUGCGCAAGUCUAAAAUGUUUAGGAAGACUGGCUAUCGUUUACUUGACGUUCUACCUGAGAGUGGCAAUGAUAGUUGCUUUUCUGGAGCCGAAGAGGAGGAAGGUGGAGAAUGUACAUGUUAGUGUAGCCCAAGCAAAAUUUCGUUUUCCUCUUGUAACUAUUGUUUCAAAAUUUGUUCGUAAACUCUGAAAUUGUUAAGUCGUCACUAGAAAUUAAAAGUGUUUGAGCCUAAUGA
Scaptodrosophila lebanonensis is the source of this 772-nucleotide messenger RNA. RefSeq lists its product as uncharacterized. The record is from RefSeq and is a predicted model, not a curated record. Bases 45 to 659 code for a protein of 204 amino acids. Lineage: Eukaryota; Metazoa; Arthropoda; Insecta; Diptera; Drosophilidae. The transcript is spliced from 3 exons.